Nematostella vectensis (starlet sea anemone) is the source of this 763-nucleotide messenger RNA. RefSeq lists its product as uncharacterized. The coding region runs from base 107 to 556 and encodes 149 amino acids. The record is from RefSeq and is a predicted model, not a curated record. The transcript has 3 exons. NCBI's taxonomy places the organism in Eukaryota, Metazoa, Cnidaria, Anthozoa, Actiniaria, Edwardsiidae.
CUGAGUGCGUGACGUGCGUGCAGCAAUCAAGAAGCAAUCAUUUCACUUUACAGCGGAGUAUUCAACGAUUAAACACACUGGAUAGUCGCUCGACAGUUGUUCAAAUAUGAAGUUAGUUUUACUUGCUUGCUUGCUUCUUCUGUUGGUGUCAUCAGGUCAGGCGAUCCACUGCUACUCAUGCAAUCUCACAACUUCUGAGCAAUCUUGCGAGAAUGCCAAGAAAUUAACGGACUGUGAUACGGUCAAGUUGGAUGGCACUAACAAGACAGCGGAUUCGUGCUACAUCAUGAACGGAACCAAGAGUGACGGGAGUUCCGUGUAUAUUCAGCAUUGUACACUUCGUGCCGGGUGCAGUCACAUUUGUAAUUAUUUCAAUCAGACUCACCUGAGCAACACUCUGAGGUCAUGUGACACCAAGUGCUUCAACGGGACCGUCAGCACGCCCUCAGCUUCCGCCACUACACCUACCGCAACCACGAAAAGUUCCAGUACCGUGAUCUUCGUAACUUUCGUUCCUAUUUUCGCCAUGGCAAUAACUAUGCUGGUGUUCUUGUGAUGUGUGUGGGACCCUCUACUUAGUUAAACUUUCUAUUUGUAGUUCAAAGCAAGGGAACUAUUCCACGCUUUAUAUGAUAUUGAAUAAGAAGUAGGUUUUUAAACUAAUUCAAACGGAGACGCUAAUUAGCUCUCAGUAAAUUGACGUAAACGAAGUAAGCGUAAUUUUUUUAUAUAGUUCUUAACAAAAUAUAAUUUCUUAAACAUG